This is a messenger RNA of Pomacea canaliculata, 4659 nucleotides long. RefSeq lists its product as uncharacterized. NCBI's taxonomy places the organism in Eukaryota, Metazoa, Mollusca, Gastropoda, Architaenioglossa, Ampullariidae. The record is from RefSeq and is a predicted model, not a curated record. The coding region runs from base 132 to 1709 and encodes 525 amino acids. The transcript has 2 exons.
GGGAGGGGGUUUCGGCUACAGGGGAAGUAACUCUGGAAAAGCCGCCAUUGUGACUUGCUCUUUGUCAGUCUUCCUGGAGGGUGAAUGAAUGUUUUGAAGAUAAAGGAAUAGUGACCUUGAAGGUCGAGAAAAUGCAGCGAGCCAGGGUUUCAAACCACCCAUGCCACCGGUUGAGUGUACCAGCAGCAAAGCGAUUCUGGUGUCGCCACUGCAUGAUGGUAUUUGAAGAUGCCAUAUCACGAUGGAGGCAUAGUCGUUCAUGCCGAUCAGGUGGUUUUGACAAUUUUAUCCGAAGAAGAGAGAUUGAGACACAAGCUCUUCAAAAAAUGGCAGAAACGCUUGACCCUGAAAUAGGGAUGACACAUACAGCACUGCCUGCAAGUGAUACAGGAACUGGGCCAAGCAAAGAACUCUGCUGUUUUAUAUGUCACCAGAGAUUUUUGUCACUUGAUGAAAUGAGAGAGCAUGUCAAAUAUCCAUGCAACAGACCUUCUGUUCUUCAGCGCCCAUCUGUGACUGUUUAUAUUGAAGAGCCAACUUUUGGUACAGGUAUCCAGCAGCACUAUACAGAAGGUCCUGUCUCCAGACAGAGUACUUUCAAAGCCGUUCAGAGUGAACCUACAGAUAUUGAAAAUCCUCAUCCAGUAACUGUUUUCUUGAAUGAUGUAGAACAAGGGGAACCACAUGGUGAAGCAAAACCAACAAAUAUAUAUGUCAAUGAAAAGGGAGAGACUGUAAUUGAAGUUGAGAACUUGGAUCUAAAUACCAAAAGUGGAGAACUCUCACUUGCCCACCUUCUCACCCAACUUUCUCAGCAGGGGAUAGUUUUUGACCAGAGGCCACAUGUCAGUGCAGAACAGAGAUGUUCUGAUGAAGAAACAAAUAUUCAUGACUCAAUCCAUGAAAUUGAUCUUAGCCAGCCAACUGCUGUUGAUGCUGCCAACACUCUUACUCAACUUGCUGAAUCAGCAUUCCGUACUAGCCAACCACCUCAGAUAUAUGAAAACUGCUCACCUAACAAACAGAUGAAGAUAGAAACUGUUGAUGAUCAGUACUCCCUACAGAAAGUAGAGCAGAUACCUUUCCAUAACGUUGUGCAAGAUAACAGUGAACGUAAAAUACCUGCUGGCCAGAACUAUAUCAUUUGUGCAGGUGAAUCAGAAGUAAUUAGUGUUGUACAAACAGGCAGCUUACAUCACGCAGAUAAUUUGUCAGACAAUGAUAUUGUUUCCAAAGUUCAUACCUCAGCAGAUUAUGUAGCACCUGGCUGUGAAGAAUCACUUCAUGUUGUAGGAACUGCUGCGGUUUGUCAAACAGAUAUUAUUGUAGGUGAGGAAUCUAGUGUUGUGCAAGAAUCUGACCACUUUCAGACCCCUUGCAGAGUGGAAACACAGCAAGCACAUAAAUCUUUGACAAACUACGUGGAAGAGCCAUCUUCCAUUCUUAAUAUGCAGCAGGAGCAAUCUUUCCAGGGUUUUGAAGGUGACAUUAAUGAGGUGCAGCAUGCCCAGAAUGAAUAUCAAGUGAUGUCUGGUAACCAUAGCAGUCAUCUGAAUGGUGAAAAGCCAAUGGUCUCUCAUCAGCAAGAAGCAGUAUAUUUUGAUAAAGAUGAUAACAGGAUAGAUGUUGCUGCAACAAGCACAGUAUCAGAAAAUGAUAAUACUUGUAUCAGUUCAGUUCCAUUAUACUGCCAUCCAGACUGUGUUUGAUACAGUGUGUAAGCUGAGCAUUUCAAAUAGUGAAACAUUUUAAAAAAUAAAAAAAGGAUUGUUUGGAGCUUUAAUGCAUCACUACUUACAAUUCAUGCAGUGGUUCAGAUCCAAAUGUGUCACCAGAUUCACUGCAUCAUAAGUGGCACAUGCAUUAGUCUGAGGUCGUUGAUAGUAAAAGGACACAAAAGCUGUAAGUUCGAUAAUAUGUGUAGAUUGUAAUUUUGUACAUGUCAGAAUGAAUAACAACCCUAUUGUUUAAAUUUUCUUUUGUUAUAAUUCUUUUUAUUAGUAACAAGGUUGAAGAGAGUCAAGACAGUAUGUAAUUAUGAUUUGUAACAGUAUUUGUCUUGACAGCAGGAUGUAUUUAGUUAUCCUGUUCUGUAUUAUUUGUUCUGUUUGAUUAUUUCUUAUCUCCCAUCGUUAAGAAUUCAGUGAGAACUUCAUGGAAGGAAUACUAUUUUUCUUUCUUAAAACUAAUUUUUCUUAGUAUAACUCUUGAUACAAGUGUAGAGGUUUUUAAUGAUAUUAUUUCUGGAACAGUAAACAAAACUUCUGCUUUUAAAAUAAAACAAUUUCUUAAAGUAGCCCAUUUCUUUUUAUUUGGCUUGGUUCUAGGUUCAAGCGAUGAAGGCCUAUUGUUAUACAUACCAUUGCUGUAAACAAGAUUUACUGCAUGAGUAGAUUUCAGAUAUUUUGGCUCAUGAUAAGUAGCGUGGAACAAUAAUGCUGUCCAGUAAUUUUUUGUGUACUUACCUGUGAUUUUUAUGGCUGUUAAUUGGCUUAGUGAAUGCUUGAUAUUUAAAAAGAAAAUGUUCUGCAACAACAAAUGAUAAAAAAAAGCAGUUAUUUCAUUACAGGCGGUCCUCGGGUUACGUCAGCCCCGAGUUAAGAUGUUUCGUGAUUAUAACACAUCUCCCAUUUACUGUAUAAAGCCCUGUUUCGACUUAAGCGGUUUUGCAUCGUAACGCGAUAUAUUUAUAUUUUAUAUAUAUAUAAAAUUUGUUUUUAUUUUAUAUGUCCUUUUUUUAUAAUUACUGUGUUAGGAUAGGAUAAGUGCUUACAGUAUGUUAUUUACGUGCGGUAUGUACAUGUGUUCCAACUUGCAGGGAAAAUCGGUUUAUGAUAUGACAUAGGAAUGGAACGUCGUAAGUCGAGGACCGCCUGUAUUCUUAGAGAGCAGGGAUUGUCAACUCAUAAAUCAUUAUUUAGUACAUAGCGAAUUCCUGCUGCUUCUUGCAUACCUUGCAAAGUCAGCUAUUUCAUCUGCAAAGUUGUGGCUUAAAUAUAUGUAUUCAUUGUUAAUUAAAAAUCUAUUUGUAACCAAAAUAUUACAGUUACCACAAAAAUAUGAACAGCUUUAUGAGUCAUAUUUAUCUGAACCAACUUACUGAUCACUUGUAAGGCAUGCUUCUGCAGCUGUUAACCCCUUGAGACAAAAGAUUACCUUAGGAACUACUGUUUCUCUUCUUAUUUAAACAAGUUAAACUUUAUAAUGAUAUAAUUAUUGGAGGCGAUUUUCUUUUCACUUAGCAUCCAGACAGAUUCAAAUUACUUAAAACACUUUAAGCAUGAAUAUUUUCAGUGCCAUACAUGUCUACAGACAUAUAACUCCACAGUCAGUUAACAACUGUAGGUGAGCAGUGCAUUGCUGAUGGUACCUCUUAUCUAGCUGCACCGACAGUAUAAAUAUGUGGAUUCCCUGUUGUGAUAUAAGAGUAAAGUUGUACAUCCUGUUCAUUUAAGCAAAGUGUAGGUUAAUGCAGAGACAUUACCAAAAAAAAAUGCAUAAAAUUAAUGAUGGGAAGCGUGUGCAUUAAUUUCAUUCUAAAUGUAUGGUUUGCUAUUUGCUUUAUCAACACUUAGAUCAGUGGUGCCCAACCUUUUCACGCCCGAGGGCCAGACUGGACAUAUAUAAAAUCUCGUGGGCCAGAACAUGCCAGUUUUGCCAGAAUCAUGAUGUUAAAAAGGAAAUUAUGUUGUGUCUGGUUAAAAUGAGUGGGCUGUAGGUUGGGCACCCCUGACUUAGAUUAUCAUUAAAACCUUGUAGAUCCUGCUAUUAGCUAGGAUGGGGAAGAUUUAUAUCAUUUGGUCUUGCAGAUUUAAGCAGAUUAUUUUUAUUAAUAUGCAGUAUGAUUGUGUGGGAAGUUCCUUGUCAGUUUAAGUUGCAGUUGUUUGGGAAGAACAUACAGCAAUUUUCAUUUCUCAUUAAAUUGACAACCUACUUCAUAGCAAAGUAUUGUAAUGCUGAAAAAUAGACAUGCUGUUGUACAAAUUGCUACAUCAUGCCAGAGAAGCUUGAUAAGAAAAAUUUUUGCAUGCAUUCUGUCUUUUGAAUUACCUUAUAGAAAUAGACACAAACUGUUUGUGGACCAAGCAUGUCAAAUUGAGGGUUCCCAAAGGUCCAUAUUGGUCACAUGUGUGUUGUCAUGAGAGCCGCACAUGUGUACAGUGUACUUGCAAAGGGCUGUUUGUUUGACAUGCCUGGUUUAGACAGUAUCCUUUUGGCCAAAAAAUUAAAAUAUGUACAUAUGCAUGAUGUUUGUUUCUACUUACUAAAAGAUAACUCUGAAUGCAAAUAAACAUUCUACAAAUGUCAUCCCCUAGGUUUAUUUCUGUCAGUUGUAUAUUUUGUUUUACUUAGAAGAUUUUUACUUAAUUUACUUUGUCGGUGCACUAAGUCAUCAUUACAUUAUGCUGUUCAUUAAUGUGAUGUACAUAGUGACUUUUUUAAAGAAAGUUCUUUUUGGACUGCACCCAUUAACAAUUGGAACACCUCUAUGUAUUGAUUGCUUUUGGGCAGCAGAUGAGGCAUUGGAUCUGGUGACAAAUACUAGCACGACCUUUAUUGGGUAGGUGAUGUGUGGCAAAGUCAGCACUAAAUCUGCACCCUUUCUUUUUCUUUUUCUUUUUUUUGGACUUGCUUGUGAAAAUAAAGUGAGUCAACAAA